Molecule: messenger RNA, 2157 nt
Organism: Sinocyclocheilus grahami
Lineage: Eukaryota; Metazoa; Chordata; Actinopteri; Cypriniformes; Cyprinidae
Product: NACHT, LRR and PYD domains-containing protein 1b allele 5-like
Exons: 12
Coding region: 9-1499 (496 amino acids)
Source: RefSeq, a predicted model, not a curated record
UCAAAAGGAUGAAUGAAGGGAAGCAGCCCCUGUACCAGGAGGACAUCGACAGGACAAUCCUGAACUCACUGGAGCUGCUGAAUACUCUGGAUCGAAAUGCAGCCGAAGCCUUUCGUUUGCAGCACCCUCAAUCUGAGAUGAUUGAGAAGGAUAUGAAACAGCUGCGAGAGAGUAUGAUGAAGCUCCGUGAGGAACAUGAUCGCAUUUACAAUUGCUCUGCCACCGUCAACCGGGGAAAGAAGAUUGAUGAGAAACUGGAUGAUUCUGAAUGGGAAGUUAAAAGACCUUCAGAGGACAAGACAAAUGCAAAUAUCCAGUACAGUGUCAGCUCCUCUGAAGGGAUGCAUGAAUGUUCAGAGACUAGCCUCCGCUGGCGGUCUGUCGGUGAUGUUAGUUUGGAUUAUCGGUUUGCUGACUGGAAAUCACUCAGUAAAGAUACUAUGAAGAAAUACACACCCUGUGGACCUUUGAUAGACAUCAUUGCAACCUCUGGCACACUGGAGGAAAUUCAGUUACCUCACUUCGUCUGUGUCGAUCCUACAUCUUCCUCAGACGAUACAAUGCAAGUUCUUUAUGUGAAGGACGGUGUUGUUUCAUUGGAAAGAUGUGAAUUAAGCGGACUCCAUGCUAAGCUUCUCAAUCCCACCGUCGCAUUAUUUGGAGUUGUUGCAAAUCAUCGUCACCCCCCCCUGAAAUAUUACUGUGAGACUUUGAUUUAUUGCAACAGAAAGGCUUCCCUCAACCUUCAUGUGUACCUGAUUGUAAAGGAUCAAAAACUUAAGAAGUAUGUGGAGGAGAAGGAGAAAAAUAAUAAGGAGAUUGUAAAACCAACACCAGAUGAAGGCCUAACAAUGGAUUACAGUUACACCCUGAAGACAUCUUGUGACUCCAAAAUCAAACCUCAGAGUUUAAAAUUGAGUCCCGGCAAGACCAACUUCUUUGAUUUACACAUUCAAGAUGCAAAGGAAUGUCUCGAACUCUCUAUAGAGACAAAAGAGGGCCAAAAAAUAUGGGAUGUUAAUAUAGAACCAGAUGAACUCAACACAAACAGUUCAGCAUCUGACUGGAGGCUAAAAACAAUUAAUAGAUCGGUGCUGAUUUUGCAAUGGUGGCGCCAGCUGAUAACAGCUAUUGAACUCUCAGCUGGUGGUCCUCUUAAAACGUCUCUUCAGCGAUCCAGAACUCUUCAGUCUGCAGAGACUGACACCGCACAGAAAAAGGGAAGAUGCAAAAAGGGUGAAGGCGCUGAGUUUGUGGAGAAGCACAGGACAGAGUUGAUCAGAAGGGUCUCACUGGUGGAGCCCAUUGCAGACGACAUGAAACCUCUGCUUGGAGAUGAAAAAUACCGAAUCAUCUUAGUGCAACAUAAAGGAGCAACAGAUGCACAAAUGAGAACGCUUCUGGACUUUCUGACAACACCUAAACUGAAAGAUAAACUUUACCAAAGUCUUCUAGAACGCGAGCGUCCACUUGUUGAACAUUUGGAGGGUUCUGGGUAGAUGCUCUUCCGCACGUCAGAAGAAUUAAUGCAUUAUGGCUUAUUAUUACUUUACAGCUGACAGGUCAUUCGUAUUAUAAUGUGGCCUGGAGUAUAAUGAGAUGUGGAAUAUACAGUUCUGAUUGGUUUACAUACACAGCCGUAAACAUGUUUUAGUUUAGUGUCUAUAUUUUUACACUCAAUGUCAUUUAGUGUUCAGAUAUAAACCUAAGAAUACAUAAAAGCAAAUACUUUGACUUUGAACUUCGCGACUUUCUGAAACAAAGAAUGAGAUUGGUCCGCCGUGAGGAAGAUUAGACAUUAUUCCAAACCAUCUCCAUUUGAGUGAUAUAUCUCUGUUUGUGCUAGAGACACCAGCUUUAACAAAAAACGUAUUUCCUUAACUUUACCCGUGCUGUGUAAAACUAUUGUUUGGCAGCUUCACAUUUACUGAAAACUCAUUCCUUUCCUUUUACACGUUCCCAUUUAUUAUUGUUUUUCCUAGAGCUGCUUCAGGUAGCUAUGAUAAAUCGCCUCUAUCUGGAUACAUCUCUAUAAUUAACUGCUUUUUUAUUCUUCAUAAUGGCAAAAACGAGCUUGGUGACCAUUGAUGCAGUACAGUAGUUUGGACAAUGUGUUUGUCUUUAAAUGAGUUUGACAUAUCAAUAAAUACUGGGAAA